Messenger RNA from Megalops cyprinoides (Indo-Pacific tarpon), 3372 nucleotides. RefSeq names its product ankyrin repeat domain 52a (gene ankrd52a). The transcript has 28 exons. NCBI's taxonomy places the organism in Eukaryota, Metazoa, Chordata, Actinopteri, Elopiformes, Megalopidae. The record is from RefSeq and is a predicted model, not a curated record. Gene Ontology annotation, molecular function: protein binding. The coding region runs from base 135 to 3353 and encodes 1072 amino acids.
ACAACGACGAGCACAGACGGAUACAGAACGGACGACCCUAUCCUUUAAUAAUAAUCAUAAUAAAACAAAACUACCAUCAGUUACCUCUCUGUCCCAUCCUAAUGAAGGAGCUUCGCCCUGACUGACUUUGGGAGAUGGGAAUACUCAACAUAACAGACCAGCCCCCACUGGUCCAGGCUAUAUUUAACCGAAAUGCCGAAGAAGUUCAAUUGUUGUUGCACAAGAAGGAAGAAGUCAAUGCACUGGACCAAGAGCGCCGCACUCCCCUACAUGCUGCUGCUUGUCUUGGCGAUGUUCAUAUAAUGGACCUCCUCAUUAAUUCAGGUGCUAGUGUUAAUGCUAAGGACCAUGUGUGGCUGACUCCACUGCACAGGGCAGCUGCAUCCCGGAAUGAAAGGGCAGUGGGCCUGCUGCUACGUCAGGGAGCCGAGGUGAACGCGCGGGACAAGUUCUGGCAGACGCCGCUGCACGUGGCGGCCGCCAACCGGGCCACGCGGUGCGCGGAGGCGCUGCUGCCCCAGCUGAGCAGCGUGAACGUGGCGGACCGCACCGGCCGCACCGCGCUGCACCACGCCGCCCACAGCGGCUACCUGGAGAUGGUGAAGCUGCUGCUGAACAAAGGGGCCAACCUGAGCGCCAGCGAUAAGAAGGAGAGGCAGCCCAUCCACUGGGCGGCCUACCUAGGGCAUUUGGAGGUGGUGAAGCUGCUGGUGUCUCGGAGCGCGGACGCUGUCUGCAAGGACAAGCGCGGCUACACCCCCCUCCACGCCGCCUCCGCCAGUGGCCAGAUCGAGGUGGUCAAGUACCUGCUCCGACUCGGGGCCGAGAUCGACGAGCCCAACGCCUUCGGAAACACGGCGCUGCAUGUGGCCUGCUACACCGGCCAGGAGGCGGUGGCCAACGAGCUGGUCAACCGGGGCGCCAAUGUCAACCAGCCCAACCUGCGUGGCUACACCCCGCUGCACCUGGCCGCCGUGUCCACCAACGGGGCCCUCUGCCUGGAGCUGCUGGUCAACAACGGGGCUGACGUCAAUGUGCAGAGCAAAGAAGGGAAGAGCCCCUUGCACAUGGCCGCCAUUCACGGGCGCUUCACACGCUCCCAGAUCCUCAUCCAAAACGGCGGGGAGAUCGACUGUGUGGAUAAAUAUGGCAAUACUCCUCUUCACGUUGCUGCUAAGUAUGGCCAUGAACUGCUGAUCAGCACCCUGAUGACGAACGGUGCUGACACAGCCAGGCAAGGGAUCCACGGAAUGUUCCCGCUGCAUUUGGCUGUGCUCUAUGGGUUCUCAGACUGUUGUCGCAAGUUACUCUCCUCAGGUCAGCUGUACAGCAUCGUAUCAUCUCUGAGCAAUGAGCACGUGCUGUCGGCCGGAUUUGACAUAAACACCCCGGACAACUUCGGGAGGACCUGCCUGCACGCUGCUGCCUCUGGGGGAAACAUUGAAUGUCUUAACUUGCUGUUGAGCAGUGGUGCCGACUUGAGUAGGAAGGACAAAUUAGGAAGGACUCCAUUGCACUACGCUGCAGCGAAUGGGAACUAUCAGUGCACCGUGACCCUGGUGAGCGGCAGGGCUGACGUGAACCAGCCGGACAGCAAGGGAUGCACCCCCCUGCACUACUCUGCGGCCUCCCAGGCCUUCCGCCGAGUGGACAGACAUCACGCGGGGAGCCACCAGAGCGAGGAAGAGAGGGAGAAGGAGAACUUUUUCUGCUUGGAGCAUUUGCUGGACAACGGCGCAGACCCGUCCUUGCGCAACAUCAAGGGUUUCAGUGCAGUCCACUAUGCAGCUGCCCACGGCAACAAGCAGAACGUUGAACUGCUCUUGGAAAUGUCUUUCAACUGCUUGGGAGAUGUAGAGAGCAGCAUUCCAGCUAGCCCCUUGCACUUAGCUGCCUAUAACGGACACUGUGAGGCACUGCGCGUGCUCGCCGAGACGCUGGUGAGCCUGGACGUGCGAGACGCCACCGGCCGCACCGCGCUCUACCUGGCCGCCCAGCGGGGCCACUGCCAGUGCGUGGAGGUCCUGCUGGCCCACGGCGCCUCCUGCCUGCUCAAGGAGUGCCGGCACAAGUGGACCCCUCUCCACGUGGCAGCUGCCAACGGCCACACAGAAUGUCUGCACUUGCUGAUCGACAGCGGGGAGAAGGCCGACAUUACAGAAGUCAUGGACCUGCAGGGACAGACCCCUUUGAUGCUGGCUGUGCUGGGCAGCCACACAGACUGCGUUCACCUCCUGCUGGAAAAGGGGGCCACUGCCGACGCCGCGGACAAAAGGGGCAGAACGGCCCUGCACCGGGGGGCGGUGAUGGGCUGCGAGGACUGUGUGCUGGCCCUGCUGGACCACGACGCCUUCCCGCUCUGCCGGGACUUCCAGGGCCGCACCCCUCUCCACUUCGCAGCGUCCUGCGGCCACGUGGAGCUCCUGGGCAGCCUGCUGCAGGCCUCCAACCACACCGACCCCCUGGACUCCUUACUGGACUACAGCGGGUACACCCCCGCACACUGGGCCGCCUACCACGGGCAUGAAGACUGUUUGGAAGUUUUACUUGAACACAAACCAUUUAGUAUCAAGGAAGGAAACCCUUUCACCCCAUUGCACUGUGCUCUAAUAAAUGGCCAUGAAGGUGCUGCAGAGCUGCUGUUGGAGACGGUGGGCACCCAUCUGGUGAAUAGCAGAGACAGCAAAGGACGGACCCCACUCCACGCGGCUGCCUUUGCAGAGAAUGUAGCAGGGCUGCAGCUGGUGCUGUGCCACGGUGCUGAGGUCAAUGCUGUGGACCACGCCGGACGCUCCGCCCUCAUGGUCGCCGCUGACAACGGCCAGACUGCAGGAGUAGAGAUCCUGCUUCACCAGGCCCAGGCCGACCUGACGCUGCUGGACCUGAACAAGAACACAGCCCUACACUUAGCCUGCAGCAAGGGACAUGAGAUGUGUGCCCUGUUGAUUUUGGGGGAGAUCCACAACCCGUCCCUCAUCAAUGCAACGAACAGCGCACUACAGAUGCCCCUCCACAUCGCGGCGCGGAACGGCCUCGCCACCGUGGUGCAGGCACUCCUGAGCCGAGGGGCGACGGUGCUGGCGGUGGACGAGGAGGGACACACCCCAGCCCUUGCUUGCGCCCCCAAUAAGGAUGUCGCCGACUGCCUGGCCCUGAUCCUCUCCACCAUGAAGCCUUUUCCUCCCAAAGACCCCACCGGCGCCCCCUUCAGCCUGAACCUGCUGAAGCACUGCGGCAUCACGGCGGCCUGCAGCCCCUUGCCCAACGGCAACCUGCGCCACGGCAACCUCCGCCACGGCUACACCAAGGAGCGGCACGGCGCCAUCGGGCUGGACGGCUGCUUCUCCGAGUGACCGCCGCCGGCCCCCGCCC